CUAUCUCCACUCCCUCGCGUUUGCCACAGUUACGACGAUAAAGAAUGAACAAAAUAAAAUAAAAGGGCGAGAGCUGGGGAGGGGAGAGGGGGCGAUCGCCCGAUCGAUCCGUUGAGAUCCAACGCCUUAUCGGAAAUCCAAACUCGCCGUGUUCUCCGCUCCCGUUUUGGGGCGUGAAUCGAAGCCGAUUUGGCCGCGGUGAGUUCUCCCCGCGGAUUUGGUUGCCAAGCUGUGCCUGUUUCCUGAUGCCGGAGACCUGAAUCGCUUUGCGAAUCGCGCGGAUCGAGGAUCGGAGUUGCGGGGGCGGUCAUCGGGUGUUGAUUUAAGCUCAAAUUGUGGGUUGGGUUGGAUUUUGUUGGCGUUUUGUCGGUCGGAGUUUGAUCUGCCGGUGGAGUUUUAUGAUACGAUCGCGGCUUCCGAUGAUGCCCGAUGUCAGGCACAAUGCUGUUUCCAAGUCGUCUAAUGCUUCGCCGGAUAACCUUGAAGAAGCUAUGUGGCAAUUAAACAUCGAGGAUGGCCAUGAGGGUGUUGAUGGCCAGCUGAGUUCUUAUCCUGAUCGCCCAGGCGAGCCUGACUGUCUAUAUUAUCUGAGGACAGGUAACUGCGGAUAUGGAAGCAGCUGCAAGUAUAAUCAUCCUACUCACAAUUGGCAUAACAAUCAGUUUAUCGCUGAACUCCCUCAGAGAGAUGGCCAACCUGAUUGUCAGUUCUUCCUGAAAACAGGAACUUGCAAGUAUGGGACGUCCUGUAAAUAUCAUCAUCCACGGGACAAACAUGAUACCAAAUUGGUUCAGAUGAAUGUUUUGGGAUUACCUAUCCGAAAGGAUGAAAAGCCAUGUGCCUAUUACAUGAGAACUGGAUCUUGUAAAUAUGGAGUUGCCUGCAAGUUCAAUCAUCCUGAUCCUCAACCAGUGACUGCUGGAGCGGCAUUCCCUCUUACAGGAUCUCCAGCCUAUGGAUAUUCAAGUCCCAUGGUGCCUACAUCUGCCUCCCCUGUAAUUGGUGGAAUUUCACCAUGGCCUUUAUCAAGAGUUCCUUAUAUGUCUAGUCCACGAAUGCAAUCUCUCCCAUCCUAUGUACCUCUUGUUCUUCCACCCACUCCAGGAACAACAGCUGUGCAACAGGGUUGGAACACUUACAUGCAAGCUAUAAAUGCAUGCCAGGGCAGCAUGAACCAUAUUUACCCUGCCAAUAUGGUUGCACCUAACCAGAUAUCCAACUCAAAGCAUCAAGAACAGUCAGGCUCCAGCUUGCCACUAUAUUUACCCGAGAGGCCAGAUCAACCAGAAUGCCAAUAUUACAUGAAAACUGGGAGCUGCAAAUAUGGAACCUUGUGCAAAUACCAUCACCCAAAGGAGAGUAGUCAUGCAGCUAUAACCACCAUAGGACCACUUGGGCUUCCUCUAAGACCUGAUCGGCCAGUAUGCACCUUUUAUACAACAUAUGGAAGCUGCAAGUUUGGCACAAGUUGCAAAUAUGAUCAUCCACUCAUUGGUUAUUAUGGUUAUACUCUACCGUCUUUCUCAUAUACCGAUCCCAGCAUAGCAUUUCCCCAUGAAAAGAGUUCACAAAUUGUAUGGACAGCAGAAAAGCCCUCUCCCAAGUCAUCAAAAACACCCAAUCAGUUCACCAAAUUUGAAACAAUGAAUGGACAGCACAAUCUGGAAAAUCAUGAGCAUGGAAAUACUUCGGCCCACACACCAUCAAACACUGAACCACCAGAAGAUUCCCCAUGAUAAACAAAUGUUUAAGACUAACCACUCAUCCGCUUCCAGUCUGUCAUUGUUCCAAGAUGGAGAUUUUGGAUCUCUGCUCCAUAGCACUAUCUUUUAUUGCCUGUCUUUGAGCUUGGUUGAGGCACGAUCUUUGUGACGGAUGAAUGAGAGGCAGUGUUAUAAAUUAAUGAUUUUUGUUCCACAAAUUUGUCAAAAACUAAACCUUUCUGUUGUACUAUUUGAAUUCUGUUUCCAGUUUCGACUGUAAAGCACGUCUCUCAGAAUAAAGGUGAUCAAAUUUGGCUUGUC
Messenger RNA from Zingiber officinale, 2024 nucleotides. RefSeq names its product zinc finger CCCH domain-containing protein 33-like. Bases 399 to 1736 code for a protein of 445 amino acids. The record is from RefSeq and is a predicted model, not a curated record. The transcript is spliced from 7 exons. Lineage: Eukaryota; Viridiplantae; Streptophyta; Magnoliopsida; Zingiberales; Zingiberaceae. Gene Ontology annotation, molecular function: mRNA binding; metal ion binding.